Molecule: messenger RNA, 444 nt
Organism: Ilex paraguariensis (yerba mate)
Lineage: Eukaryota; Viridiplantae; Streptophyta; Magnoliopsida; Aquifoliales; Aquifoliaceae
Source: the annotation of a GenBank genome assembly
AUGAAUGGGCUGCAGCUCCGAAAGGCUGUUUCUGACGUUUCAAGUGAAAUCAAUAAGAUUGGGAUGGAUUUGGAAGCUAUAGCUGAAGUCAUGCAAGUAGAAUGUGAAUGCUGCGGCCUCAAGGAGGAUUGCACCCCAGGCUACAUCCUAAAAGUCAAGGAUUCUUUUUCGGGUACAUGGGUUUGUGGUCUUUGUUCUGAAGCUGUAAAAGAAAUACUAAUGCGCCCACCAAGAACAACUAUUGAAGAAGCUGUGAGCAGUCACCGAAACUUUUGUCAAGAGUACAAUAGCACUAGACUCAAUCCAAAACUUUCAUUAACAUUCGCAAUGAGGGAUUUAGUAAGAAGAAGCUACGAGAAAAGAACUUCCAAGGAUUUUUCAACAUCAAAGAUUGCACGAAGCUCCAGUUGUGUACCAAGAAUUGAUCUGAACCCAAAGCACUAA